AUGGCUGGAUCUCGCAGGAGUCCGGGGCUGAAAGACGAGUGGAGAGUUACACAAGAUUCCCAAGAUAAUACCACCUCUGCUCGCGAUCGUUUCCCUGGACACGAAAGGGGCAAAAAUAGACACCGCGGGAGACGCCGGCCUAGCGGUCGUGAACGACGUUCGAGGUCACCAUUAUCGUCGCGCUUAGGCCCGCCAUCGGGGGGCGAGGGCAGUGUGGGACAUCGUGCAUCAUCACCUAGACCUUCGGCAUCACGCAGGCCGUCAUUUACAUCCACCCAUUCACUGCCCGUGAGCCGAGACGGACCAAGGUCUCAGGAGGCGCACGACAUAUUACCCGAAAAGUCACACGGACGUGGCGGCACUGACUGGGAAACUUUCCCGCAAGCAAGACGUGGUCGUUCUCCUCGUCGUCAACGUCGAUACCGUAAUCGCAAAAAUCGAAACGCAAACCAGAACCGAGGGCAUCCAAACCAGCAAGGAAAGUCGUCAAGGCGAGAAAGUUACCAAGAGCGAAGCCCCCAAAAUCGUCCUUAUUCGAGCGGAGGACUUGAUCAAGCGUCUCAUUUGUCCUUGUCGCCCGGAAGGCAAGAUUUCCCGCCAGGUUCACCAUCACAGAGGUCAUUCAGUCCGGGAUCCUUGUACGAGGAUCUGAACCAGCGAGGACAGUCUCCUUAUUCUGUUGGGUCAAGAAUCGCCAGGCGUUCGCCAUCGAUCCCGCCAAAUCUAGACAACAGAGUUGGCUCGAACUAUCAUAUUUCUGCUACAACAGACUCACGGGAUUCGCCGUCGACAGCUCGGCCGACUGCUGAGGCUCGUAACGACAACAGUGGCAACAAUCACGUUUCUGAGUCAUUACCUAGGCACGGGAAAAUGAAUCCGGCACAGGACUUUGAUAUGCGAGAUGCUCCGACAGGACCACGGGCGGACAGACAAAAUGCUUCUCAAUACGGAGCCAAUCACGCGCCAUAUGCAAAUAGCAGAGGAGGUCGCAACAGGCAAAUAGGGAAUGAUCAAGAUCCGUAUCACCAAGAUCCAGACCACGGUUCCAACAAUAUGCCGUUAAAUAAUGCAAGUGCUCCUCAACGCGGAGGCUAUCAUCGAGGAGGCUAUCAAGAUCGUCGUUUCUCCGGCCAUGGCCCUUCCGGCUUCAAUGGUUCCGGUGCACACCGAGACAGAGGCCACUUUAAUAGUUCCCAAUGGAUCCCAACAGGGCCCCGAGACCGAGAAGGACUGAACAAUUCUCCCAAAUUUCCCAGCCGUUCGGGUUCAAAUACACCACAAUACCAAACUUCCCAAUUCAACGAGCAGUCAUUAUCCGAUAUCCACCAUGACGAUAAUUCCAGGUAUCCAGGUGAUGGGAACAUGGAAGACGUGCAAGCUAAGCCGAAUGCGGAACUUGAAGAUGCUCAGAAUAUGCCGCCACCUCCUCGAGAACCUGGGUCUUCGACAACUCCAGCAAAGGAAGGCGGUAAAUUCAGCUUUGCUUUCAAAUCAAAAGCGAAUCCUCCACCUGCUGCAAAGCCUGUUCCCGAUUUGGCACAAAGAAUGCAAGUUCGCGAACCACCGCGUGGGCCAGCUAUGCGAACUCCUGAACAACCAUCUCGCAAUAGAAUGUCUGGACCACUGCCACCGCCAAAGUACAAACAAGAUCAUCGACCGGACAGAAGAGAUCGGGAUCGAGAUGCACACCGUGGUGGCCGAGGCAGAGACGAUCGAAGAGAUUUCCAUUCGAAAAAUCCGCGUGAUUCAAGGAGGGACGACCAUCGAUUUGACUCUCGCGAUCCCCGACGGCGCGAUGAUCAACGACCCGACUUUAGACAUGAUCGUGACCGUGACCAUCGCCGGGACAGGUCUCCAGAACCGAAGAGGCAAAAAAGGCUUGUCCAACGCCUCAAACCUCGACAAAUUUUGUCAGAAGAGUUUCGAGAUUCGGACUCGGUAUACUUUCGCAAACCUGGCGACGAAUCCGUUAUUGGUGCCGGCACCUAUGGAAAAGUUUUCAAAGCAAUACAUAUAUAUACACAGGAUAAAGUUGCUCUGAAAAGAAUACGAAUGGAGGGAGAAAAGGAUGGCUUUCCUGUUACUGCAGUGAGAGAAAUUAAAUUACUGCAACAUCUGCGACACAACAACGUGGUCAGCCUAUUAGAGGUCAUGGUGGAAAAGAAUGAAUGUUUUAUGGUAUUCGAAUAUUUAUCUCAUGAUCUGACUGGCUUGAUCAACCAUCCUACUUUCACACUUACGGAGGCACACAAAAAGGAUCUCGCCAAGCAGAUGUUUGAUGGUCUUCAGUACCUCCAUCAUCGCGGUGUCCUUCACAGAGACAUCAAAGCGGCCAACAUUCUGAUCAGCAAUCGAGGCCAGCUGAAAUAUGCGGACUUUGGUUUGGCACGUUUCUUUUCCAAAAGUCGUCAGCUAGACUACACGAAUCGUGUUAUUACGAUAUGGUAUAGACCUCCAGAGCUUCUUCUAGGAGACACCCGAUACGGACCAGCGGUUGAUAUUUGGAGCGCCGCGUGUGUCUUUAUGGAGAUGUUCACGAGGAAGGCAGUUUUCCCAGGAGACGGAAAAGAGCUCAGCCAACUUGAUAAACUCUAUAGCAGCCUUGGAACGCCAACCCGAGCCGAAUGGCCUGGCAUUGUUGACAUGCCUUGGGUGGAGUUAAUGGGACCGACAGAGAGAAAGAAAAGAGUCUUUGAAGAUACGUAUCGAGACUUUUUGAGUCCAGGUGCACUCGAUUUGGUGUGCCAGAUCUUUCAGUAUGAUCCUGCCAAACGACCGACGGCGGAUGAAGUACUUGCUCAUACAUACUUUACUGCUGAAGAACCCGGUCCACAACAGGCUACUGAACUCGAGAAUAUCGAGGGUGACUGGCACGAAUUUGAAUCGAAAGCGCUGCGCAAGGAAAGAGAUCGAGAAGCCCGUGAGGCUCGCAAAGACAGGGAAAGGGAGAGAGAGAAAGAGAAGAGAAGAGCAAGCACUGGACCUCCUCAGGAGACGGAGCGCGAUGUGAAGCGACAACGUCAAGAGGGCGAUACUUAUCGCACGUCGGUUGCAGUUUCGUCCAUUGCCACUUUAGGCAAGUGGGACACAGGCACAUCACUGCGGGAUUCGCAAACAGAACGCCAUCACGAUAAGAUCAACAAGAGCUUCACUCUCUUUAUUCUUUGUUCGAAAAGUGUAGGUUCUUGUCUAGAGAUUCAGUUCCAUAUCUUAUCGGGAGCCCUGUGA
Molecule: messenger RNA, 3228 nt
Organism: Talaromyces marneffei
Lineage: Eukaryota; Fungi; Ascomycota; Eurotiomycetes; Eurotiales; Trichocomaceae
Exons: 4
Coding region: 1-3228 (1075 amino acids)
Biological process (GO): protein phosphorylation; transcription elongation by RNA polymerase II; positive regulation of transcription elongation by RNA polymerase II
Cellular component (GO): nucleus; cyclin/CDK positive transcription elongation factor complex
Molecular function (GO): ATP binding; RNA polymerase II CTD heptapeptide repeat kinase activity; cyclin-dependent protein serine/threonine kinase activity
Source: RefSeq, a predicted model, not a curated record